Fusarium sp. VM40 is the source of this 894-nucleotide messenger RNA. The record is from the annotation of a GenBank genome assembly. Lineage: Eukaryota; Fungi; Ascomycota; Sordariomycetes; Hypocreales; Nectriaceae.
AUGAAGAUCGCUACUUCAAUCGCGGCUGCCAUGGCCUUGGCUCAAAGCGCCUCUGCACACUACAUCUUCCAGCAGCUCAGUGUUGGCUCGACCAAGUACCCGGUAUGGCAGUACAUUCGACAGAACUCAAACUACAACUCCCCUGUCACUGAUCUGGCCUCUAACGACCUCCGAUGCAAUGUGGGCGCCUCGGGAGCGAACACCCAGACCGUUUCGGUCAAAGCGGGCGACUCAAUAACCUUCACCCUUGACACAGCUGUCUACCACCAAGGACCGAUUUCUGUGUACAUGUCCAAGGCGCCGGGAUCUGCUGCCUCCUACGAUGGCAGUGGCAAUUGGUUCAAGAUUAAGGACUUCGGUCCUACCUUCAGUGGUACAACUUCGACCUGGCCCAUGAACCUCAGCUACACCUUCAAUCUUCCCGCCUGCAUUGCCAAUGGCGAAUACCUCCUGCGCAUCCAGAGCCUGGCAAUUCACAACCCGUGGCCAGCAGGCAUUCCUCAGGCAAGAGACCUUCAUUUCUACAUCAGCUGCGCCCAGAUCAACCUGUCAGGAGGGGGCAGCACUACCCCAAGCAACCAGGUCAAAAUCCCUGGUGCUUUCAAGGAGACUGACCCUGGAUACACUGCCAACAUCUACUCCAACUUCAACAGCUAUACCGUUCCAGGUCCCGCAGUGUUUUCUUGCAAUGGUGGUAGUGAUCCUCCCUCUACUACCCUCCAGACAUCUACUAAAUCGUCGUCCACACAGGCGCCUCCUGAGUCCACGCAGCCUUCUGGUCAAUGUUCCUCUCUCUGGGCUCAGUGUGGCGGAAGUGGCUGGACCGGUGCGAAGUGUUGCGCUACUGGAACUUGUAAGGCGCUGAACGACUUCUACUCCCAAUGUGUUCAGUAA